ACUCGUUAUCCACAUACCGGAAGCGGUGCCUGACAGUUUCCGGAUGUACGGGCUCCGCACUCUGUUUAGCUUGGGCCUGCUGGUUGGGGGGGCGCGCCUUGGCGCUAGGGUAGCGCAAGUUGGAGCCCUUGGCGGGACGUGUCCGCUGGGGCAGGGGCUGGUAGCAGACGGAAACUCCCAGUGCAAGCAAUUCAGAACUGGGGCAGCCAUGGAACGGGGACUGAGAUACCUAAGUCAGGAAGAAGCACAGGCAGUGGACGAAGAGCUAUUCAAUGAAUACAGGUUCAGCGUUGAUCAGCUUAUGGAACUAGCUGGACUUAGCUGCGCUGUCGCUAUUACCAAGGCUUAUCCAGUUAGUUCAUUCACAUCCAACUUGCCAACGGUAUUGGUGGUCUGUGGUCCAGGGAACAAUGGAGGAGAUGGUCUGGUCUGUGCCCGACACCUUAAGCUUUUUGGGUAUGAACCAGCCAUACAUUACCCGAAGCGCCCAAACAAGACGCUAUUUGAGAACCUAACAACGCAGUGUCAGAAAAUGGACAUUCCAUUUGUCUCAGAGUUUCCAAGUGAGCCUGAAGUAAUUGACGGAGCCUACAACCUGGUAGUGGAUGCCGUUUUUGGAUUCAGCUUUAAAGGAGCUGUACGUGAACCCUUUGGCAAUAUUCUGAGUACGUUAAAGCGCGUCACUGUACCCAUUGCAAGUGUGGACAUCCCAUCAGGAUGGGACGUGGAGAAAGGGAACCCAGAGGGGAUACAGCCGGACAUGCUUAUUUCUUUGACCGCUCCCAAACAAUCAGCUGUGCACUUCACCGGACGAUACCACUUCCUGGGUGGAAGAUUUGUCCCAAAGGCACUAGAGAAAAAGUACAGUCUCAAUCUCCCACCAUACCCUGGGACUGAAUGUGUCCAGAAGCUGCCUUAAACCAAAGAGUGUGCUUAGGGGAGGGUGGAAUUCAGUAGGCAGUGACUGAAAAAUUGAAAUUACAAAUUAAGAUAGGGCACUUUUUUGUCCAAGUAUAUUUACUACCACAUCACCCAGAAAACCACAUAGGAUUGGUUUAAAUGCAGCAUGAUAUAGAUCAGAUGAUCAACUUGUGGCCUUAUAGCACUUAGGGAACUACUUUCCCAUUUAUUUCAUGGAAGGUUGAGAGUUAAGUUGGUUAUGAGUAGGUUGAUAUAAGCUGCUGUCUCAGCCACUUCAGACCAAGUUGUCAGCUUAUUGGACGGUGUAUGGAGGUGACGGCCUGCCAGAUAUUAUUAUUAACAUGUAUUUAUAAAGCCCCAACAUAUUCCACAGCGCUGCAAUCUAUUGGCAGGCUUGCAAAUUGAAUUGAGAGAGGACUUUAUUGGCAUUUGGGGUGGCCAAAUCAGGCAAAAAUCAGGUAAUUCAUUGCUGUUCUUGUUGCUAUAAAAAAUAAGUACUUAACCUUUAAUAAAAUAAGGAGAAAAGCACCUUGAGCAUAAUUAUUGUAUCUAUAAGUCCAUACCCUUAACCUUUCUAAAGCUGUCAUUGGGUAACAUGUAUAUUCAAUAAAUCAUGCCUUUAAAAAUG
This is a messenger RNA of Xenopus tropicalis (tropical clawed frog), 1549 nucleotides long. RefSeq names its product NAD(P)HX epimerase (gene naxe). The transcript has 6 exons. Gene Ontology annotation, molecular function: NAD(P)HX epimerase activity. Lineage: Eukaryota; Metazoa; Chordata; Amphibia; Anura; Pipidae. The coding region runs from base 44 to 919 and encodes 291 amino acids. The record is from RefSeq and is a predicted model, not a curated record. Gene Ontology annotation, cellular component: extracellular region; mitochondrion.